AUGACCUCCGAGACGCACUCCGUGGGGAUGCCCCCCGAGCUCGACCCGCACGACACGGCGCCGCCGCCGCUGCCGCCCUGGCUCAAGGGGUUCUUGGUCACGAGCAAGAACGCGGCGGACGUGAAGCGCGCGGGCGAGGAGGUCGCCAAGCUCUGCUCGGACUUUUGGUUCAAAGCCGCGUACGACGAGCAAGUCCCCGCGUCGAUGGUCGGGCAGCCGGGCGUGACCGCGGUCCCGUUUGACACCGCGGAGUCCCUGCACGUCCCCGGGUGCAAAGGCACCGUGUUCGUCGCGCUCCGACCGGACAACACGACCGUGGACGUGCGGUUGCUCGCGAAGGGGCUCAUAGAAGAGAGCGACGCCGUCGGCGGCCCGGACGCGAAAGGCGAGGCGUGGACGAAGACCGCGCACACGCGGCGGAUAAUUCCGAUCGAGAGGAUCGCCCCGGAGACGGACUUCGACGAGCUCGCGGAGAAGGUGAUCUCAUGGCACUUCCCGGAGCUUCCGCCGGAGAAGCGUAAGGACCCGCUGACGACGUUUAGGGUUCACUUCGAAGAGCACUCGCCCGCGUUGCACUUGAAGAAGCUCGAAAUCGCGAAGAAGAUCGCGGACUUGGUGCCUGAGGACUCGUACAAGGUGGACCUUAAGCACGCGGACCUCGUGAUCCUGUGCGUCGUCGCCGGCGGCUGCGCGAUGAUGUCCGUCGUCGAGGGCUACGACGACCGGAUGCACCACUUCACGAUCCAUCCGGAGAAGCAGCCCGCGUCGCCUCCGGCGGCGUAA
This is a messenger RNA of Micromonas pusilla CCMP1545, 783 nucleotides long. RefSeq lists its product as uncharacterized. The coding region runs from base 1 to 783 and encodes 260 amino acids. Gene Ontology annotation, biological process: tRNA modification. The transcript has a single exon. Lineage: Eukaryota; Viridiplantae; Chlorophyta; Mamiellophyceae; Mamiellales; Mamiellaceae. The record is from RefSeq and is a predicted model, not a curated record. Gene Ontology annotation, molecular function: RNA binding.